Messenger RNA from Erythranthe guttata (spotted monkey flower), 1644 nucleotides. The record is from RefSeq and is a predicted model, not a curated record. NCBI's taxonomy places the organism in Eukaryota, Viridiplantae, Streptophyta, Magnoliopsida, Lamiales, Phrymaceae.
AUGGAAUCUAUCCGCGAAAAAGUUGGUUUGUUGCUAGAUUUUGUAGAGAAUGAUACUCAUGGUGUCAUACGCGAACAAUUAGAAUUUUUGGAGAGUCAAAUUGCUUCUGCAGCCAAUGCGGCUGAAGAUUUAAUCGAAUCUCACAAAGCUGUAACUACUGAAUCUGAUCUAGUAGAAGACCAAAUUCACAGUGGUUCGAUUUCCGCGGUCGAUCUUCAAACAGUAAUAGAAGACAUGGAUUCCGUCACGAAAAAGGGUAUGGCGUUUAAAGAUGACAGUGGAUCCAGAGAUGAUAUGCAUCCCACAUACUCGAUGCCUACAACUAAUUCAUCAACACCUCUUAUUACCACCGACAAGAAUACCAUGGUCGGAUUUGACGAACAGUUGACUCGACUUUUGGACAAGCUCACGGGGCAACGAUCUAACCGUCAAAUAAUUCCAAUCGUAGGCAUGGGCGGCAUUGGUAAGACUACUCUAGCCAAAAAUGCUUAUGAGCAUUCACUUAUUGUGCAACAUUUUGAUAUUCGCACUUGGGUCACAAUAUCUCAAAAUCAAAUAGAUGAGCAGUUAUUAGGAGAAAAAUUGUACAAAAGGCUAUGGAGUCGGAGGUAUUUGAUUGUAAUUGAUGAUAUUUGGAGUAUUGAAGCCUGGGAGGAGGUAAGUCGUUUUUUUCCAGACAACAAUAAUGGAAGUCGAAUUGUUGUGACUACAAGGAUAUCGAAUGUGGCUACUCAUUUUGACUCCUCGUUGUUUGAGUUGAGUUUUCUAGAUGAGGAUCAAAGUUGGGACCUAUUUUGCAAAAAAACAUUUGGUGAGGCCGGUUGCCCUCUUGAACUGGAGGAUAUUGGAAAUGAGAUUGUUAAAAAAUGCAAAGGACUUCCCCUUGCGAUUUGUGUGAUUGGUGGGCUUCUUGGAAGGUCCCAUAUGACGCAAAAAUACUGGAAAAAUAUUUCAAAAGACUUAAUCUCAAUUUUGAACUCCGGAGAGGACGAGAAUUGCUCGAGUAUAUUAUCUUUGUGUUACACAUACUUGCCUGCUCACCUUAAACCGUGUUUUCUCUACAUGGGAAUUUUUCCAGAAGACGAUGAGAUUCGUGUCUCCCAACUGAUCAAACUUUGGGUAGCUGAAGGAUUUAUUAAAUUGAACCAAUCCCAAAGCUUGGAAGAGAUUGCACGAGGUUACCUAAAUGAUCUCAUUGACAGGAAUCUCAUUUUGAAGCAGUUGGGAUCCACUGGAAGAAUUAAAUUUUGCAAGAUUCAUGAUCUUUUGCGAGACUUAAGUUUAAAGGUAGCUCAGAAAGACGAGUUUAUCUGUGUGAUGGAAGACAUUCAACGAGGAGUGGAAAGGGGGCGUCGUAUUAAUUUUUCCAUCGAUUCAUCGUUUCCAUCGGCUUUGAAGAAGUUUUCACCGGCGUGGAGUUCAUAUCAUGCUGAAAUUGUUAUUUAUGAUGAUGAUGGAACAGGGGGUGGGGGUGAACUAGUUGGAGCCGUUGAUGCCGCUGGAAGUGAGGCAUUGAAUGCAGACUUUGUGCAGUUGUUCGAAGAAGAAGUCGACUGCAUUCCUGAUGAUAGCGACGAGGACAUAAACUCAAUGAAUUCAAAUAAUUCCGAUGGUUGUUAUUUUCCAAACCACCCUAAGAUUUGA